GUGGAUACCUGCCAUGGCGUCACCAGUACCCACCUGUGUAUCACGUCAUGGUCACAGAACGACACUAGGGACCGUACCCGCGGCUGUGCUUGGCUCCCAGUGAAAUAGCCGAGUGUAUUUCCUUUCUCCGACGACUACCAAGAAAUACACGUCUUGCAACAUUCUUUCACGCAAGGAACAGAGGGGAACUUGAGCCCCCACAUUCCCAAACCCCCUUUUAGUGGGGGGAGACGCGUGCGGUGGACUGAAGCUCUGGCUCUGCAGGAUUUGUUCGGCUUUUUGCAUUUUUUGGAGAAUAGGCUACUUUGUUUCGUGCCUUUUUUCGCAGAAAGGAACGCACAGUUUUCAGGGCGGAGACUACACUUGCAACAACAUUGCGAUCUGCGUUUUAGCCUUCAACUCCAGAAUAGCCGACGUAGCCAAGCUGAAAACACGUCGAUUCACGGAUAUUCUUGCGGACGGGCAUUUUUAGCAUUUGCCGAGCAGUUUAACAAAAGAAAGUAACAGAGUUCGUUUUUCGUGUCGCUAAAAUAAUAUCCGAGUGAAGUGCCAGCUGUAGGCUACGUGCAGAACAAGACACAGUUCACCAACAGGAGCCGAAUGUAUUGGUUUAAUGCACUGUGACUCUACAAGUGAUGUUACGCUUUUAGAAUGGGUCACGUGCGACGCUUUGGUUUGAAAAUUUGUAUUUUGCCUAAGACGUCCACAGCCUACAUUUAGGAAAUCGUAAUACUAAUUCGAAUGUAAGUAGCCUACAGUACAAACAGUGUAGUGGCUUACGCGACGUGGACCACUGACUGAGCUGCUAGACUAUUGUUUUUGGUCUGCAUGUGGGACAUUUCGCUUGUGAGCUGCGCACCUUGAGCUGUGUUUACCCAAGCGGGGCUAUACUUAGUUGUGUUGGUCAACAAAACUCAUCUCGUUGGAUCAUGAGGAACUCCGAGGAGGCGGAUGGAUUUGAUGGCGAGGCCUCCAACACGUCGAUGAUCUCUGGGGCUAGCAGUCCCUAUCAACCCACUACUGAGCCUGUGCAUUCGAGAAACGUCCUGGGGGACAUCAGGUGUGACACAGAGUACCUGAAAUCUACCUUCGGAAUUUUAAAAAUAAUUGAAGUGGCCCUCUCCCUCAUCGCCUUCAUCUGCAUAGAGACCAUCAUGCUCUGCCUGCCCUGCGGCGGCGUCUACUUCUUCGAGUUCGUCAGCUGCAGCGCCUCGGUCGUCACCGGCGUCCUGCUCGUCGUCUUCAGCCUCCGCCUCCACGCCAAGGUGCCCCACGUCAACUGGAGCCUCACGGACCUAGUGAACACGGGCGCCUGCACUUUCUUCUUCUUCCUGUCCUCCAUUGUCCUCGCUGCACUGAACCACAACUCCGGGGCCGAGAUCGCCGCUGUGAUAUUCGGCUUCCUGGUGAUGUGCGUCUACGGCUUCAACACGUUCCUGGCGGUGCAGCAGUGGCGUAAGGGCGACGGGCGGUCCGGGGCGACCCAGCCCGGGGAGUACACGCGCGCCCGGACCGCCUCCCGCGGAGAGGUGGAGGCCCAGCCCGAGCUGCAGUGACCCCGCCCCGCUGCGACCGCAGGGGGGAGGGGCCACGGCAGAGCCACGCCCCCCUCCCUCCCUUUCAUUCCCCUUCGGUGGCCCAGGUUUUUGGGGGCGGGUGGACGGGGUUGCGGAAGGACACCUACACAGGCCUCAUCCUCUACCCGGAGACCAUGUCAUCCCACUCGGUCCAGGUCCAGGUCCAGUGGACCGGGUGUGGUUGUGGUCCUCUUGUGCGUUCAGUCUCAUCAGUUCACCUGGAUUAGGGCGGGGCCUUGUAUUUUUUAAACCACUUUUGCUGGGGGACCUAACCUCUAUAUUUCCUAAAGAUUCCGACCGAGUCACUGUAAAGAUUCCAACCCUUAUCUGUACGUCUUUUAAAUUUUUUAAUUUUUUUAAAACACUUUUUAUUUGUCUUAAGUCCCCUGCAAUGAGUGAAUCGGGGAAGCAGACUUGUGUGUUCUAUGCUGUGUUUGGUUAGAGGGAAUUCUGAUCUGAAAACUGGGUGAAGACAUUCCAGCCUCGUCGAGAGCCCGUUCUUCAGAUGUGGCGCUACUCAGAAUGUGACUCCGCGUCAGCGUGUCUGAGCCGUUACUGAACUGAAGGCUCAGGCUUUUUUAAAGGAGUGUGUGACAUGAACUUUGAGUGACCAGUGCUCUGUGACAAUCAGCGUGUUCAAAUUCCUGUUCCUGUUUCCCCUGGCUUGAGCACUAUAUGCCGCCUACAUCCUGUACAGCCAGACCUUUAAAAAUAGCACGCGAUAUCUUAUUUAUGGAAGGUAAAUGGAAAAUCGAUCUUUGCGGUAAAGGUUUUAAUGUAUUUGCGGAUAACGGAAGGACAUCUGCCAUCUCAUUCAAAGUAGAAAACAGCUGAAAGUGUGACAUAAAGAUUAUCCUAGUAGUUUUAUUCAGUGUCGUGUUGAGUGCGGGUGAAGGGGGUGUAAUUGGGGGGGUGAUGAUGAUGAUGCGGUACGCUUUGGAAUUUGGAAAAUGCCGAAGCCACUGUGAAUGUGGUUUAGGGGCUCUCUCAGGACUCGCACGCAGCGCGAACGCUCCCCGCUCGGCUCGUUCCAGCGCGAAGGCAUUUGGAACAAAAAAAAUAAAACGAACCCGCAGAAGUAUCGGUAAGAGUUAUGUCUGAAACGAAGGCGUGUCGCUUGUGAAAACAGCGGUUGCAUGCCGACUGCGUGGAAAAGCCGUUAACCAGGAAUAGCUCGGCUGUAAAUAGCACUUAGGCGCAGCAGUAAAUCGAAUAUUAAAUCAAGAAGUGAGGUGGGUUAUGGGAAGGCAGAGGUGGUGUGUUUGAAACGUCUGCAGUUGUAGCGUGUUCGAGGGGUUUUGUAAUGGGGACCGCUCCGUUUUUGGCGUGUGGAUGCGGCGCAUGUAGUUUAUUUGUGCUGUUUGACUUUGCUGAUGAAGCCGGUCAAGCAGAGAGAAGUUCUUUCCGGUGGCACAAUGUAAUUUGUUGGUAAUUAGAUUUUUAUUGGUGAGCAGCGAAGUUAAAGGAACUGAAGGAGGCCUGUGUUGCGGUUCUAGCCCCUUUUAUGGGCAUGGGCGUGUGUGACGGGUCAGAACUGAGGCCUUGUACACCUGACUGAUUAGGGCUCUGUCCUUCAGUCAGUCAGGCACAGGUCUCUGAAGGAUUUCAAGUCCACGUUUAUGUAUGAUAUCUUUUGUGUGUUUGUGUUUGAGGUGUGUAUGAGAGAGAGAUUGAGUGUGUGAGCGUGUCUGUAUAUGAGAGAGAGUGGGGGUGUGUGUGAGGGAGUGUACGUGUGUGUGUGUGCAUGUCUGCUUGUGUAUGAGUAACUGAGUCUGUGGAACUGAGGGAUCUGUCCUCUGCUGUGUGUAAGACUCCUGGUGGUCUCCACCUCUCCAGACUGUUUGUGCACAUGUGGAUUAUCAUGAGUACAGUGGACCUUUCAGGACCAAUCGUGUCCAUUGUCUGCAGUGCGUUAGCGAUGGCUGCCUGUGUGUGGCCUACAGCCAGCCUACGCUCGCUGCUCGUAUGGACUUUGCACUGUCAAAGGAGGUCAGAUGCUCCCUUCACCAGCGAUGCCUUAGGUUACCGGACACAGGACUGUGGUGUCCUCACUGGACCCAACAGGACCAGCAGGCGCUGUGGUCCAGGUCCACACUCGUCUUAUCCUCUUAUAAAUACACAACUGUGUGACAAAACUUAAAAAGAUUUAUGCUGUGUGUCAAUAUUGUUUUUUUCCACACAAAUAAAGGACCAGGUGUAAUUCCAUAAAUACCUUGAGGGAAGUUACCGUAAAUCAUGUUAUGUUUUUUUGGGGGUUAAGACCAAAAUGUCUCACUUGUGUCUGACACAGUUUCUUGAGUUGUAUGUUUUUAUUUGUUGUUUUUUUAGUGUUUGUCAUAUGGCUUGUUUUAGUGUUAGCUAAUGUCAGUCUAUAUAUGAAUUAAAGGCUUGCCCUGUUAAUAUCAUUGCUUGAGCAAUACCAGUUUUCUCAUGAAAACCAUAAAAUCGUGUUUUAAGCAGUCUAGAAUUUCAGGGCAACAAAGAUUCUGUUUUGAUUCUGAAACUUUAUGUCAAAUGAAGUAGACGAGCAACGGCAGCAGAGAGGAUAUAAUGUUUCAUUUGAAGUGCUUAGCGUGUUAAUGUUGACAAUCUGCUCAUCCGUGAAUGUUGUACACAGAAGCCUUUUAAAGUGAUUAAAAAAAGUAAUACUUGCGUAAUACCUUUCAGUGUAAUGAGACCUGUAGCGCGUCGUUUGGAUUGGGGUUAUCAGUUAUUAAAAUGAUUUUAUCAACGGAGACAUUUUGAAUACCGCUACGUCAGUGUGUACAAAUACUCAAUACUAAAGACUCAAUCAAUGAAGGAUCGUACUACAGCCUAAAAGUAUGAUUGUAAAUGUAUUGUAUCCCUUUUUCACUGUGUUGAGGCUAAACGCUCAUAACCAGCAAGACCGCAGGCCUAACAGGCAAGCCGUCCCUGCGUAUAAUACUAGCUCUCGCUUUCGUGUAGUUGUGGCUCGUGGGACAGUGUCUUGCUAGCAGACAAUUCAAGGUGAAAAUAUUCAGCCAACGGCAUUGAUAUUCUGUAAUGUGUAUAUAUGUUUCCGUAUUUAUGUAACUUCAGAACUUCACCAGAUACCUGCCUCAUUUACCAUGAAGAGAUUCCAUCGCCUGUAUUCAGAAUACAAAUCAAAUUGUCUGGUAGAAUUCACCACAAAGGAUAAACGUGGACAACAUGAGUGUG
This is a messenger RNA of Anguilla rostrata (American eel), 4757 nucleotides long. RefSeq names its product CKLF-like MARVEL transmembrane domain containing 4 (gene cmtm4). Bases 930 to 1556 code for a protein of 208 amino acids. The transcript has 4 exons. Gene Ontology annotation, cellular component: membrane. The record is from RefSeq and is a predicted model, not a curated record. NCBI's taxonomy places the organism in Eukaryota, Metazoa, Chordata, Actinopteri, Anguilliformes, Anguillidae.